Molecule: messenger RNA, 837 nt
Organism: Cyclocybe aegerita
Lineage: Eukaryota; Fungi; Basidiomycota; Agaricomycetes; Agaricales; Hemipholiotaceae
Source: the annotation of a GenBank genome assembly
AUGGGCUUCACCGGACUCGCCCGCUGGCUGAAUGCACCUGCCAGUGGCCAACAACUAGUUUGGGAGAAUCUUGUACUUAAUCACGGCGCCAUUCCUCGGGGCAAAUGGCACAUCUCCCUGAAAUCAUAUCGUUCAAUGCUAGGCCAAACACCGGGGUAUCAAGUUCCGGUCGAACGCACCAUGUAUGCACUUACGAUGGAAGAGAAUGUCUUCAUUCUACUUGAAGAUCCUGCUGCUCCUAGCAGAGCAGAUGUUCUGGCUGCUGCUCCCCCUGGCAAGGAUGCGCUGUUCCUACAAGGCCCUUCUCACUUUAGGAACACCUUCCUGACGCUCAAGCCUCCUGGGGCGUUAGAACAAUUGCUGGCCCAAAUCAAAGCUCGUUGGAUCUCCCAGCUAAUAAUUGAAGGCCAAGUGUUCUCCAUUGGUACAGAUUGGAUUGUGCGAAUUGGAACUGUCACUCUAGCUGGAGGUGCAAUCAAAGGCAUGCUUUUGGAGGCGGAAUAUCUUCCUCUACCAGCCCUCCAUUCCUCUGUCGCUGACGGAACGUCGGAGCUCCUCUCAAAUCUGUUGACCUCUAUAUUGCCCAACAUCCCGGAUGCGAAGACGGUGGCAGUGACAAUCAGCGAUGCACAAUGGGAAGAUGUGUUGUGGGAUCGUGAAGAAGAAGUAAAGAGCCUGUUGCAACCAGUCGACGAGAGGGUGCAGGAUGAUAAUCCUUAUGCUUGGGAUAACGACGAUGUAAAGGAAUGGAAGCGAGGCGAUUGGACUGGUGUCGAUCGAGAUCAACGAUCUGCCUACCUGAUCAUGGGUGCACUACGUUCUGAGGGCCUGCUGUAG